Alosa sapidissima (American shad) is the source of this 2743-nucleotide messenger RNA. RefSeq names its product ferredoxin-fold anticodon binding domain containing 1 (gene fdxacb1). Gene Ontology annotation, molecular function: rRNA (uridine-N3-)-methyltransferase activity. Lineage: Eukaryota; Metazoa; Chordata; Actinopteri; Clupeiformes; Clupeidae. The transcript is spliced from 6 exons. Bases 527 to 2257 code for a protein of 576 amino acids. Gene Ontology annotation, biological process: rRNA base methylation. Gene Ontology annotation, cellular component: cytoplasm. The record is from RefSeq and is a predicted model, not a curated record.
ACUUACUUGGUAACCAGACCAUUUAACAUUGCUUCGUCAAUGAGAAUGGCAUGGUUUGGAAAUCCUUUUUGUCUGGUUAAAUUAUACCAGCGUCUCCGCUGUUUCCCUCAGGGUCAUUUAAACUGGUGCUCCAGCCUUAGGAACAGGAUCAAAGUGAUUCUUUAAAACGAAUAUAAGCCUACGUGGUACUGUUUAGAAAUGUUUGUAGUGUGUGUUUGUUAAUCCAACGAGGUUACAAAUAAUUUGCAUUUGAACGUUUUCCCUCCUUUUGUUAUGCCACAUUUUAUGACCUUAGUGCUUCAGAUAACCAACGGUAUACGUCCAUAUCUUUGGGGAACAGGCUAAGUUAGCUAUUAGCUAACCAACAGUUUUCUGAUUUUAGACGUCCUAUAGCGUUGGCUAACGUGAUAAAACUAGAAUUUUGCUGCCGUCUUGUGCUAGCCAGCGUCUUACUCAAAUGUGAAUUUGUAUGGGUUCCGCAAACCACAAGUGCAACAACAGCAGUGUUCUGUCAAAUUAAGAAGCGAUGUGCAGCCCACGUGAGGUACUACUUGUUGGCGAGGGCAACUUCUCUUUUUCAGUUGCCCUGAUCGAAUCGUCCAUAGAUGAGCUAAAUGUAACAUCAACUUGCUUGCAGUCAGAGGAUAAGGCAUAUCGCCUGGAUAAUGCUCGAGAGAAUAUACAGCGCAUACGCGAUUGUGGCUCAACGGUGCUCUUUCAAGUGGACUGCACAUGCCUGAAUGAACAUGAAGCUCUUCAAAAUCAUCUUUUUGACUGCAUUAUCUUCAACUUCCCCCAUUUCGGUCGCAAAAGCGGAGUAAAAAAGAACCGUAAUCUCCUGGCUAAAUUUUUCCUCAGUUGUGUGCAGGUCUUAAAAGGUGAAGGAGAGGUUCAUGUGGCCUUGUGCAAUGGCCAAGGUGGUACUCCAGCUGACAGUCCAAUGAGAGAGUGGCACAACAGUUGGCAAGUUGUUGCCAUGGCAGCGGAAGCUGGCCUGGUCUUGAGUGAGGUCCAUCCUUUCGAUCCGAUGAAAUAUCAGGGCUAUAAAUGCACAGGUUACAGGAGCCAGGAUAAAGGUUUCCAUGUGGAAAGUGGUCUUAACCAUAUCUUUACCCGAAGUUAUCCAUAUACUACACCAGCGUUGACUUUAAAAAUGGAGGCAGCAUUGGGCAAAGAUUCAAUAUUAUUUGAACUUCCAGAAGAGCUAAGUGAAUAUGUGAACAGGUCAUUCCUUGACUCAGAAUCCUACCACCCGGUCAAACUAGUACAGGAGCAGCUACUUCGGGAGCUGAAGUCAUCCUGGCCUGUUUACACCUUGACCCAAAACUUUCCAGAACUGGUCUGUUGCACCCCAGACCAGCCCCAUACAUUUGGCCCAGAUGUUGCUACCUCUGACAUGUAUUGGGUGAGGCCCAUUGAAACCCAUGGCCCACGUGAGGAAGACGAGAUGAUGGGUGAUGACCACCUAAGCUCCAACACCAAGUAUGCGCUACAACCAUCUAUGCUGAUGCAUCUUUCAGAGAUUAUCCAGCACAAAGAUUUCAGCCCGGGGACUCUGCACGCCCUGAGUGGUCUGGUUUUCCGUCGAGCCCCCGUGUCCUCAAGCACGUCUCCUGUCCAUCACCAGCUGCUCCUAGUUGGAGCUUUCCCCUCCGACUCUGAACCUUUAAAGUGUCUCCAGGGGUGUUUAGAGACACUUCUGUCUCCUUAUGGAGUCUCAUUUGUAGGGGACCAAGAGGACAACAAGAAGGUGUGGAUGAACUCAGAAAAACAUCCUAAGUUUGGGAGGUUAGUGUACGUGUCUGCACCAGAGUAUGAGUUUCAAGGUGUGCGACUGUCCGUGGUCACGAUUAACCUUGACUACUUGGCCACUCUUGUCUUCAAUCUGUUUGAUUGGCGCUUGCUCUGGAGUCCUGACCCCCGCUUCCUUCACCACUUCUCUUCUAAACCCCUUGAACCUUUCUGCACAUUCUCGCUGUACCCACCAAGCUACUCGCACGACAUCAGCUUCUGGAUGGAACCAGACAGCUUUGACGAACUUGACUUCCAUGCUGUGGUCCGUCAAGCGUCAGCAGGCGCGGUAAGAGAAGUGGUGCUGGUAGACCGUUUCCGACAUCCACACAUGGGUCACGCCAGUCUUUGUUACCGGUUGACCUAUCAGUCGCCUGAUCGCGCACUUUCGCACAGUCAGGUAAAGGACAUACACAAUCAGUUGCGACAGCUGAUGUCUCAAAAACUGCAGGUCACACUCAGGUAGAGCAAAAAAGCGGUUUAACCUUACUUGAAGAUCAAGGGCCCAGAUAGAAAAGGUUGGCAAAGUCUAAAGUCUGACUAAAGCUAAUUUAAUAAUGAGGCAAAUCUAUUUGGUAAUUUAAUGCGAAGAGAAAGAUUCUAAGCUCAAACAUUGGUGGAUCAGCUCAAUACUUCCACACGCCACACAAUAGCUUUAGUUAUUUCAUGAGACACUCAUUAGGUGGGCUUACAUGGAUACUUUUAUUGGGGGCCAAGCAGCGAAGCUGCGAAGGCACCCAUUGUGUUUCUUAGUUUUCUAAGGCACCCAUUGUGUUUCUUUAGUUUUUUGCCCCAUGAUUAAUCUCACCAAGUUUCAAGUCUGCACCCCGAGUGAUCUAACGCCACCAACAGGCCAAAGUUGGACAUGCUUUCACGCACGUAACUUCUGACCCGUUGGCUCGAUUUUGAAAAAUGACCUAUCCUUGGAAUCCUUGGACUAAGCCGAGUUCAA